UUUAAGGUAAAAGUCCCUAUUAUGAGACGAUGUCCCCAUUUAUGAUACACUUCAUAAAAAUACUAUUUUAUAAAAAAAAAACACACCCCUAGCAUACUAAAAGUAUAAUAAAUAUAUUAUUUCAUCUAUUUCAAAAGCAAUUUUCGACUUUGGCUGUUAAUUAAUUCCAUACUGUUUUUAAAAAAUAUUUAUUAAAGUGCGAGGUUUGUUAUUUGUGCUCAAAGCCACGACCAAGAAUAGUAAAACGACAACGGCAACCUAGUUUUUUAUGUUAGUGUAAUUUUAUUGUGUCUUCUACUUUUAUAUUAAAUUGUAUAUCAAUUGAAAGCUGAUGAUUAAUAGAUUUUAUUUCUAUACACAUUUAUGCAUUUUUUUUUAUUAUAAUAUUUUAAAUCUGAGUGUCUCACAAUGCCUACACUUAUUUACGUUAAUGCCCCGGUUUAUGAGACACUUUUCUCGGUGUACUGUGUAAUACGGACAUAUGUUUUUCGACUUGUCCCGAUUAAGUGAGACAGUGUACAUUUAUAAGAUUUUAUAUUGCUAAUAUGUGAUAUUAGUUAUAAAAAUAGUGCAAUUAUAUGUUCUAAAAUAUUGGCUAUUAUUAAAACCUCAAAUAUUUUUCUAAAAACUAAGUAAAAAGUAAAUUAUAAUAAAAAGCUGAGAUAAUGAAGCAUAAACAAAAUUCCAAAGUGAUAAAAACUCAAUCAUCAAAUUCAACCAAAGAAAAAAAGUGUUGUGUUCCAAAAUGAAUAAUAAAAUAGAGAAAAAAAAGUUAAAAGGAUUAAGUAUUUAUAAUUCGUCAAAUAUAGAAAAAACUCUAAAAGCAAUGGAAGACACAGAGUUGUCCUUGAGAAAAGCAGCUGCUGUUUAUGGAGUACCGAUUGCUACCCUUGCUAAAUGAAAAAGUAUUAGUCCUGAGAAGGCAAAAAUUAGAACUGGCCCGGUGACAGUGUUAUCUUUAAAAGAAGAGGAUGUUAUUGUUCAGUGGGUUUUGUACAGAGCAGUAAUAGGGUCACCUGUGACAAAAACUGAAUUAUUGAAGAUGUAUAACAAUCCGUUACUGUCUUAGACAGUAUCAUUUUAAUGGGAUAAACUGUGAACAAAAUAAUUUAAUGAAUGAUGGACAACUUUUUACGGUUAUACAUGAAUCUAGUCAAGUUAGUCUUCAAGAAUCAUCAAUUGAUAGCAAUAACGUAAUACGGAGCACUUCUAAAGACUUCAGUGAACACAGCCUAAUUGAUCUAACUAUCUCUACUGAUGAUACAAAUUUAGAUAUAUCUGCACAGCCCAGAGAGAUUAUAACAGAGCUCACAAAUAUUCAUUCUACAAAUCCUAUAAACAACAAAGUUCAUCAAUUAGAACUUAUGAUAGAAAAUUCAGAUCCUAUGCUUGCAAUGAUUGACAAAUAUCGUUCUAUUCACAAGAUUUUAUCAAUAACUGUUGAUAAAGAUAAAUGUUCCGAAAAACCUCCGAAAGAAAUAUUCACUUUGCCAUUGAAUUAUUUACCGAAGAAAAAAACAAUAAAAAUUGAAAAAACAGGCAAGUCAAAGUUAUCAUUUGUGGACACCUCUGAUGAAUGGUACAAACAAAAGUUAAAAAAAGAAAAGUUAAAAAACAUGAAAGAGGAAAAAUUUAACAAUAAAAAAAUAUUAAAAGAAGAAAACAAAAUUAAUGGCUCAAGAUCAGCGCCUCCAACAGCUAAAAGAGGUAAAUAA
Cotesia glomerata is the source of this 1715-nucleotide messenger RNA. RefSeq lists its product as uncharacterized. The transcript has 5 exons. The record is from RefSeq and is a predicted model, not a curated record. Lineage: Eukaryota; Metazoa; Arthropoda; Insecta; Hymenoptera; Braconidae. Bases 1113 to 1715 code for a protein of 200 amino acids.